Molecule: messenger RNA, 1925 nt
Organism: Schistocerca piceifrons (Central American locust)
Lineage: Eukaryota; Metazoa; Arthropoda; Insecta; Orthoptera; Acrididae
Product: ribitol-5-phosphate transferase FKTN-like
Exons: 5
Coding region: 476-1792 (438 amino acids)
Source: RefSeq, a predicted model, not a curated record
UAUCACGGAAAAUAACUCGAUAAUACCUAAAUUCCUCAGUAUCCGUAUCUUGCAAUUGUUGUUGUUGAACGAUAUAAUUUAAUUGGAAUCUCUAGUCGAUAUCUCGAUCUGACAGCAUCGAGCAUCGGUGAUAGUAGGCUGGAGGGAGUAUGAAAAUGUUUUCAAAUGUAGAUGUGUUAUGUGCUGUAGUUUUCGAAUGUAUAUUGUAACAAAUGUGUAAUGCUGGCGAAACCAUGGAACGUGCUAAUAAUUAUGCGUGUUAUCUCGAGAAUAGAUUUGUAUCUCUUGGAGAGUUUACGACAGCAGAGCUAUAAUGCAUCUUCCGAGGGUUAACCACACACGGUGUUCUCACUGUAAAUCAACAAAAACAGUGCUUUAGCUGGAGACAAGAGAAGAGAUAAAAUGAGAUCAUUCGUACAAGUAUGUUAAGUGCCGAGGCCAACUCUGAUGUGGCAGUUAGUGAUCCUUGGCCACUAUGAAGAAGCGAUCUGCAAUUCAUUUAAUCUUAUUUGCUGCAUUAGUUUUGCUUGCAGCCCAGUUAAGCCUUCUUGCAAUACUAUUAUAUCCACACAGUAAAAGGAAGACAGACUACAGCAGAGACACUCAGAUUAUUUCUAAUAUUACAGCACAGUUGCAAUUGCAGCUUAUCAUCAUUGAUAAAAUAAUUCUAGAUAAUAUCAGUGGCAGUAAGAAGUCUUCAGAUACUGGAUGCACAUGGUGUACUGAAGAUAGGAUUGUAUCUUUUGCAACACUGUUUAGAGAACUGAAGAACAUCGAAGUUUUGGUUAGGAGGGCUGAAGAUGAAGGUUUCAAGACAGUUGUAUUUCACAAUGUGCAUCCAAUAGAGAAACUGCCGACUGGCGAUUCUGACAUCCCAGUGUGCGUUUUCUUGAAGCACAAGGCAGUGAUCCAGUUAGUUUUAUUCCACGACCGUGAAGCAAAUUUUUGGUGGCACGGGAGUAUUCACAGUGACCCAGAUGCUCUUCAUCAAUUGUUUAGUCUUGGAGUCAACCAAGGCUUUAGUUUUAUGAAUCAUGAAGGUGCUUAUGACAAAUUUGUGACAGAAAAACUUGACUUACAUGGUACUGCAUUCUACGUGCCAAAGAAUAUUCCAGACUUUCUACAUGAUUCAUUAAACUCUCGGUUUCUUGAGUGCAGACAUCAAAGUGCUCAUCAGUUUUAUCAGAAGUAUGGAAAAGAUAAAUCACACGAGGCCUUGAGAUUUUCACAUAGAGCAUGGAAGCUUUUAUCGCGAACUAAAACAAUACUUGAUUCAAUAGGAGUUAGAUUUUGGCUGAGCAGUGGUACAUGUCUUGGCUACCUACGACAAUGUGACAUAAUACCUUAUGGCAGGGAUGUGGAUAUUGGAAUAUUUAUCACAGAUUACAAUGAAAAGAUUGUAACAGAGUUUCUGUCCCAUGGUUUUACUCUCAAGCAUUGGUUUGGAAAGAUUAAUGACAGUCUUGAAAUAUCAUUUAAAACUGGAGAUAUCAAAUUAGAUAUUUUCUUUUUCUACGAGGAAGAGUAUUGGGUUUGGAAUGGUGGGACACAAGCAAAAACUGGAAAGAAGUUCAAAUAUAUUUUUCCACGAUUUACUCUCUGCUGGACAGAAUUUCUGGAACUUAAAGUUCGUGUACCUUGUGAAACAGAAAUAUAUAUUGAAGCCAACUAUGGUAAGAACUGGCGCAUUCCUGUAGUUCAUUGGGACUGGAAGAGCAGCCCUCCAAAUGUUAGGGAGAAUGGUAUGUGGCCAGUACAGGAGUGGCAGCAUGUGAUUCAGGUGUAUGAUUAAACAUCUCCAAGUAGGCCGAGUGGAACUAAAUGUCUUAAAGGCAGUAUUAUUAUUUUCUGAAGGUGCUUAUUUGAGAAGUUAUAUCUAUUCAAUAAAAGCCUUUAUGCUUUUCUGGAAAAAGAAAAAAAGGAAC